AAAAAAAAAAAAAAAAAAAAUUACGAAUCAAAUUUGUCGACAAACAAUAAAAACUUGAAUUCUCCUUAAAAACAGAAGAUUGAUAAAAUAGUGCGUGAAUUAAAAGCCAACCUCACCCAUUCUAUAAAUACAGAUACUCCCCCCUCUUUUUCUCUCCAUCUCACCCUUCUCUCUUAUCAAUUCCGCCGUUUUCAAUGGCUUUACCUAAUCAGCAAACUGUUGAUUAUCCUAGCUUCAAGCUUGUCAUUGUCGGCGAUGGCGGCACUGGAAAAACUACUUUUGUUAAGAGGCAUCGUACUGGGGAGUUUGAAAAGAAAUAUGAACCAACUAUUGGUGUGGAGGUACAUCCAUUGGAUUUCACCACAAACCUUGGCAAAAUAAGAUAUUAUUGUUGGGAUACUGCUGGGCAGGAGAAAUUUGGAGGUCUUAGAGAUGGUUACUACAUUCAUGGGCAAUGUGCUAUCAUAAUGUUUGAUGUUACAGCCCGGCUGACAUACAAGAAUGUUCCCACCUGGCAUCGUGAUCUUUGCCGUGUCUGUGAAAAUAUUCCCAUUGUUCUCUGCGGAAACAAAGUUGAUGUGAAGAACAGGCAAGUGAAGGCAAAACAGGUUACAUUUCAUAGGAAGAAGAAUCUGCAGUACUAUGAGAUUUCUGCAAAGAGCAACUAUAACUAUGAGAAGCCAUUCUUGUACCUUGCGCGGAAGCUAACUGGGGACUCUAAUCUUGUCUUUAAAGAGGAGGUUGCUCUUGCCCCGCCUGAAGUAGAGAUUGACUUGAUCGUGCAACAACAGAAUGAAGCAGACCUUGCUCAAGCAGCUAUGCAGCCAUUGCCUGAUGACGAUGAUGAUACAUUUGAGUAGUGCCAGGCUCUGAGAAUCGCUGUUUAGUAGAUUUGUUCAUUUUAAUUGGGGUGUGUACCUUUUGAAGAACACCAAAUUUGGUUUAAACAUAUUCAUGUCUAUAAGUCUUACAGCUACUAGCUAGAUGUAUCCUGCUGUGACCACCUUUACCAUGGUAGGAAAUUGAUUAUGGUAUAUAGUAUGCAUGCAGAAUAUUAUUUCAUGGUUUU
Messenger RNA from Chenopodium quinoa (quinoa), 1069 nucleotides. Its product is annotated as GTP-binding nuclear protein Ran-3-like. Gene Ontology annotation, cellular component: cytoplasm; nucleus. Lineage: Eukaryota; Viridiplantae; Streptophyta; Magnoliopsida; Caryophyllales; Amaranthaceae. The transcript is spliced from 8 exons. Gene Ontology annotation, molecular function: GTP binding; GTPase activity. Bases 195 to 860 code for a protein of 221 amino acids. The record is from RefSeq and is a predicted model, not a curated record. Gene Ontology annotation, biological process: protein import into nucleus; ribosomal subunit export from nucleus.